AUGGAAAAUAGAUCAAGUGUUACCACAUUCAUUCUGGAUGGCUACUUUGUGAUGGACCAGCAGAAGCAUUUUUUCUUUUUCAUUUUUCUCAUACUUUAUGUCAUAAUUCUAUUACUAAACUCACUUUUGAUUAGCAUUAUCUAUUUUGAAAAGACAAUGCAUAAUCCAAUGUAUAUCUUGGUAUGUAAUCUUUCAUGUAAUGGAAUGUUUGGCAGCACAAGUUUGAUUCCUCAUCUCCUAUUUAAUCUUGCUACUGAAGGGCACAAAAUAUCUUUAACAAAUUGUCUAAUACAAAUCUUCUGUUUACAUACAUAUAAUAUUAUCGAGCUAAAUAUAUUGGCCUUCAUGAGCUAUGAUCGUUAUGUUGCAAUUUGUUACCCGCUUCACUAUCAUGAUAUGAUGUCAACAAAAAAACUUCAGGUAUUUAUAUUUUUUGUAUGGGCUUAUCCAUUGGCUACUUUUCUGGUAUAUGAAUCAUUUACAAUACGCUUAACCUUUUGCAGUGAAAUUAUAGAUAAGACACACUGUGUAAAUUUUGAACUCAUAAAACUCUCUUGCACAGACAUCACUAUCCAUAGCAUAACUGGUCUUGGUGUGACAAUUGUUUACAUUAUUCCACAGUUUAUAAUGAUUUUAUUUUCUUAUGCACAAAUUUUGAGCGUUUGCAUAUAUUCUUCUAAGGAAUGUCAAAACAAAGCCAUACAAACAUGUACACCUCAUCUUCUUGCUGUUUUAAAUUAUUUUUUUGGAAUAGUUUUUGAAAUAAUACAAAGCCGGUUAAAUUCCAGGUAUUUCCCAUAUGAUUUUCGGACUUUCAUGUCUUUAUAUUUUAUGAUAUUUCCUCCUCUGUUGAAUCCAGUUAUCUAUGGUAUAAGUGGUCAGAUUAUGAGGAAACAUAUUGAGAAAUUUUUUACUUGUAAAAAAUGUGGCUGCUUUUAA
This is a messenger RNA of Clarias gariepinus (North African catfish), 939 nucleotides long. RefSeq names its product olfactory receptor 142-like. Gene Ontology annotation, cellular component: membrane. Gene Ontology annotation, biological process: G protein-coupled receptor signaling pathway. The record is from RefSeq and is a predicted model, not a curated record. Bases 1 to 939 code for a protein of 312 amino acids. Gene Ontology annotation, molecular function: G protein-coupled receptor activity; olfactory receptor activity. The transcript has a single exon. Lineage: Eukaryota; Metazoa; Chordata; Actinopteri; Siluriformes; Clariidae.